Molecule: messenger RNA, 1060 nt
Organism: Onychostoma macrolepis
Lineage: Eukaryota; Metazoa; Chordata; Actinopteri; Cypriniformes; Cyprinidae
Product: membrane-spanning 4-domains subfamily A member 4A-like
Exons: 5
Coding region: 1-594 (197 amino acids)
Cellular component (GO): membrane
Source: RefSeq, a predicted model, not a curated record
AUGGAAAGCAGCAAGGUCAUCUCAACUGACAAACCUACAGUUGUCAUCGAAGUAAAUCCACAGGUGAUACAAGACACUGUUAUUUUUGUUGAUGGACACGAGGCCGGAGGAAAAAAUCACAAUACGGCUCUUAAAGGAUUUUUCAAAGCACAACCAAAGGCACUGGGGACUGUCCAGAUAAUGAUUGGAACGAUGGUCUUCAUACUUGGUAUUGUACUUACCUCCAGUGUCUACAAUUAUUCUGCGAUUCUUGACUAUAGUGGCAUAAACUACUGGGGGUCUCUUAUUUACAUCAGUGCUGGCUCUUUGUCUGUUGCUGCGCAGAAUAAACAUCAUCCAUGUGUGGUGAAAGCUUCUCUUGGAAUGAAUGUGUUCAGUGCCAUAACUGCAGGGAUGGCCAUUCUUCUGAUGGGCAUACAAUUAGCUAUAAUAUCAAUGGAUCAUCCAAGUUUAUAUGUUGAGUAUUUUACUAUGCGGGUCAUUGGAAUAUUGCUGGCAUUCACCAUUCCUCAGUUCAUCAUCUCCAUCUGUAUCUCAGCAUUUGCCUGCAAAGCCGCCUGCAACAAAAACUCUACAGUGGUCAAUGUGGACUAAACUAGGUAAAUGAUUUUUCCCUGGUAAAAAUAAAGUGUACUUGAAUGCUCUAAAAACUACUUAAAUACAAGCAAGUACAUUUGUAGUACAUUCUUAUUUUUUGUGUUAAAUAAAACUGUAAAUGUUAUACACUAUAAAUACACUCAUUAAAAGUAUAUUUCUACUUCAGUAGUAACUUCCACUAAUAGUAGCAAAAACCACUGAUAUUUAAACUGAUUUUUAGUACAUUGAAAUAAAGUUCAAAUACCACAUAAAUAUACAGAGGACUUUUAUUAGUGUAUUUCUUAAAAGUGUGCUUUGAAUGAUUUAAAAAUAAGUUCAAUGUUAAUACACUUUUAUAUAGUUAUCCUAAGUUUAAAUUAAAUUGAUUAUAUUUAAAAUAUAUUAGUAAUGUAAUAGUUAUAAAUACAUUUUCCUAACUGUGCUACUUAAGUACAUUUAAUAUAAAUACACUAAUAACACUUGC